UCGAGGCAACAGUAUCAUUUCAACCUGCGCCAAGGGAGUACACCAUACCUCUGAUAACGCAUGUUCCGCCGACCUUACAUGUGCGUCAUUUGGCACAUUAACUUAUCAAACGUCGCCCUGGACCUUAAAAGCAACGCGAAACGAGUCGCGCUGAGGUAGAAAAAAUACAAUGUCAACGGAACGUUAACCUUAAAGUAUUUAACACACAAAAAAAAAAGAAAAAAAGAGGAACUAAGUAAAGCCCCCAAUCCCGCAACCGCGAGUGACAACAACGAUUUGUGUGUUCAUCGCCUCGAAAAGUGAACAGUUUUGAAACUCAUUGUUUGUUUUCCAUUGGAUGCCCGGCCUCUAGGCAUCAAGUACGGUUCCUGUUUCCGAUAGUUUGGCCUCGGGCAGACUGUUUGCUGUCUGCUACCGGGACUUAUGCAAAUAGUGUGCAAAAAGUCCAGUUGUCGAGCAAGGUUUUCGGUUAGAAAUUUGGGUUAAAAAAACAUGAGUGUAACAAACCAAAUGUAUGCUUCUCUCAGUGCAAUUGCACUUGGAAUAGUAUACCUAGCAGUGGAGAGUAAAGCGUGCGGACAUCCUCCGUACGUGUCCCGCGAUGUGUGGAAUGCCCAGCCGGCAAAACUAGUCGAACACUUUGCCGGACCCAUUCCAUACGUCAUCAUUCACCACUCGUACAUACCGGCCGCGUGUUACAGUGGGCUGCAGUGCAUCGAAGCGAUGCAAGAGAUGCAGAAGAUGCACCAGGUUCAGCGACAGUGGAACGACAUUGGAUACAGUUUCGCAGUCGGCGGCGAUGGUCGCGUGUAUCAGGGUCGAGGAUUCAACGUCAUCGGUGCCCACGCUCCCCGGUACAACAAUCGGAGCGUCGGUAUAUGCCUUAUAGGUGACUGGGUCGCUGAUUUACCACCGAAAAACAUGAUCGCGGCGACUCAAAAACUCAUCGAAUACGGUGUGCGGCAAGGAAUCAUCGCGCAGAACUACACCCUGCUUGGGCACCGACAAGUUCGAUCCACAGAAUGCCCCGGCGAUCGACUGUUUGAGGAGAUCAAAACGUGGCCGCACUUUUCCCCGAUGACGGACAUAGUCGAUCAAAACAAAAUUUAAGGAAAAUCCAAAGCAUGUCCAACUGCCGUGGCAAACAAACGCAACCCAAGUAUUGAUGUUUUAUAAUAAGCGUUUGAUAAACAGGAUUAAGAUAUCUCACUACCUCGAUGUUUACUAUCCAAACGGUACUGUUCCUACUAAUUAUAAAUUUAAGAAAAUAAAAAGAAAUGAAGU
Anopheles coustani is the source of this 1284-nucleotide messenger RNA. RefSeq names its product peptidoglycan-recognition protein LB (gene PGRP-LB). Gene Ontology annotation, biological process: peptidoglycan catabolic process; innate immune response. Gene Ontology annotation, molecular function: peptidoglycan binding; N-acetylmuramoyl-L-alanine amidase activity; zinc ion binding. The transcript is spliced from 3 exons. Lineage: Eukaryota; Metazoa; Arthropoda; Insecta; Diptera; Culicidae. The record is from RefSeq and is a predicted model, not a curated record. The coding region runs from base 493 to 1110 and encodes 205 amino acids.